This is a messenger RNA of Ipomoea triloba (trilobed morning glory), 3003 nucleotides long. RefSeq names its product LRR receptor-like serine/threonine-protein kinase GSO1. Gene Ontology annotation, molecular function: ATP binding; protein kinase activity; protein binding. The coding region runs from base 1 to 3003 and encodes 1000 amino acids. NCBI's taxonomy places the organism in Eukaryota, Viridiplantae, Streptophyta, Magnoliopsida, Solanales, Convolvulaceae. The transcript has 2 exons. The record is from RefSeq and is a predicted model, not a curated record. Gene Ontology annotation, biological process: protein phosphorylation.
AUGCAGGUGCACCACCCUAUUCAUCAUGCCUUCUUCUUCUUCUUCAUCAUCCUCCUUUUGUCCUUCCCAAAUUAUUCAGAAUCUUUAACCACUCAUGAGGAUGAUGAAAGGGCUAUUUUACUUAUCCUAAAACAACACUGGGUAUAUCCAUUUUCACUAUUUGAGCAGUGGAACUCCACUUCCUCCCCAUGUGACUGGCCUGGAAUUUCAUGCAACUUCAAUCGAAGUGUCACACGGAUAUCUCUCUCCGGAAUGUACACCGGAGGAUCAUUCCCGGACUACUCAACUAUUUUAUGCCACCUCAACAACCUUGUUUCAAUCAAUUUCAGUUCUAAUAAUCUCUGGGGAACUAUACCAGCUAACCUCUCCAGCUGCUCAAAGCUUGAAACCUUGGAUCUAUCCACAAAUGAUUUGACAGGAGAAAUAGCAGGUGAGUUGUUUUCCAUGAAAACCCUGCGUAGUUUAAAUCUUGGGCAUAACAUGUUGUCUGGUGAGAUACCGAAACCCAUGGUGGCUUAUAGUUUGGAGUCUCUUGAUCUUUCAUAUAACCUAUUGAAUGGACCAAUACCAAAAGAUAUAGGAAAUUUAUACAAUCUUACCUACUUAGAUCUGUCUGGGAAUUGUUUAAGUGAUCCAAUUCCUGCUGGAUUGCUGCGGUUGCAUCAACUGUCUUAUCUUUCGCUUGCCUCUAACAAUUUGAUUGGUGAAAUACCAAGCCAAUUGUUUUCCAUGAAAAAGCUAGGUAGUUUAAAUCUUGGGCAGAACAUGUUGUCUGGUGAGAUACCGACACCCAAGGUGGUUUACAAUUUAUUGGAGUAUCUUAAUCUUUCAAGUAACCAUUUGAAUGGAGCAAUACCAGAUGAUAUUGGGAAUUUAUACAAUCUUGGCUACUUGGAUUUGUCUAUGAAUUCUUUAAGUGGCCAAAUUCCUGCUACAUUGUUACACUUGCAGCAACUGUCUCAUCUUUCACUUUCUUUUAACAAUUUGACUGGUAAAAUACCAAGCCAGUUGUUUUCCUUGAAAAAGCUACGUAGUUUAAGGCUCAGCCAAAACAAGUUCUCUGGUGAGAUACCCGCACCCAAGGUGCCUCACAGUUUGGAGGAUCUUGAUCUUUCAAGUAACCAAUUGAGUGGAUCAAUACCAGGUGAAUUGUUUUCCAUGAAAUGGCUGCGCCGUUUAUAUCUUCAAUACAACAUGUUGUCCGGUGAGAUACCGACACCCAUAGUGGCUCAUAAUUUGAUGGAUCUUGAUCUUUCAAGUAACCAGUUGAAUGGAUCAAUACUAGAUGAUAUAGGAAAUUUAUACAUUCUUGGCUACUUGAAAUUGUCCAAUAAUUCUUUAAGUGGUCCAAUUCCUGCUAGAUUGUCACAGUUGCAGCAUCUGUCUCAGCUUUCACUUUCUUAUAACAAAUUGAGUGGUGAGAUACCAACAUCCUGGGUGUCUUAUAGUUUGGAGGAUCUUGAUCUUUCAAGUAACCAUUUGAAUGGAUCAAUACAGGAAGAUAUAUGGAGUUCAUACAACCUUAUCCGCUUAGAUUUGUCCAAUAAUUCUUUAAAGGGCCCAAUUCCUGUUGUAUUGUUACAGUUGCCACAACUGUCUCAUCUUUCACUUUCUUAUAACAAAUUGAUUGGUGAAAUACCUGCUGGAUUAUUUGCCAUACCUAGUCUAAGUAGCAUAGAUCUUUCUCAUAAUCAUCUAAGUGGAACUAUUGCAAAAGGUUUUGGAGAAUUACUGCAACUGAGGGCUAGAACGACCCUUGCUAUUUGUUUCAACAACAUUUCUGGGAGAAUCCCUUAUAAGCUAGUGAAGGAAAGAUUUAUACACAGCUGCUUUGAUGAAGCCAAUUUAUGUUCUGAUGUAAAAGAAAAGGGAUUGCCAGCAUGCUCUACAGACUGGUGUUCUGAUGAUACAAUACGAGGUUACAUGGAUUGCAGUUCCAAGUCAAAGAAAAAGAGUAAUUACAUCAUCAUAACUUGCGGUGCAAUUGCAGGAAUAAUACUUAUUGGGUUAGGAAUUCUGAUAAUGGUGUUCAGACCUAGGGUGGGAAGGAGAAAGGAAAGUGAUGGAGAAGAAUGGAGUAUGAUUUCAUUUCAAAGGUUGGAAUUCAAUAAAUGGGAUAUUUUGGGUGGUUUGACAGAUGAAAAUUUGAUUGGAAAUGGAGGGUCAGGAAAAGUAUAUAGAGUGAUCACAAAGAAAGACAAUAGAGUUGCUGUUAAAAGUAUAUGGCACGAACAAAAGCAAGGGCAGGGAUUAAUGGAGAAACAAUUCUUAGCAGAGGUUAAGAUCCUCGGGAGAAUUUGGCACAACAACAUAGUGAAAUUGUUAUGCUGCAUCAGAGGAAAGACAACAAAGCUUCUUGUGUAUGAAUACAUGGACAAACAAUGUGUUCACAAAUGGCUGCAUGGAAAGAAGAGAGGCUUAACUACUCAAGUCUUGCAAUGGGAGACAAGGCUAAAAAUUGCCAUGGGAGCUGCACAAGGCCUCUGCUAUUUGCAUCACAAUUGUAGUCCACCCAUUGUUCAUAGAGAUAUAAAGUCUAGUAACAUACUCGUUGACUCUGACUUCAAUGCCAAGAUUGCAGACUUUGGACUGGCAAAGAUAAUGGCGAGUGAAGGAGAUCCAGAAACAGCAUCUGCUAUUGUGGGAACCUUUGGUUACAUUGCCCCCGAACAUGGAAGUACAAGAAAAGUAGAUGCGAAGUGCGACAUCUACAGCUUUGGCGUAGUACUCUUGGAAUUGACAACUGGAAGAGAAGCCGUGACUCGAAAUGAGGAUGUGAACCUGGCACAAUGGGCACACAAACACCUAAGAGAAGGAAACUCAGCUGCAGAUGCCCUGGAUGAGGAGAUCAAGGAUCCACGUUAUCUAGAGGCAAUGAUCGCUGUUUUCAAAUUAGGCCUUGCGUGUACGUUGAGUUCCCCAUCAAGUAGGCCGUCCAUGAAAGAUAUUUCACAGAUUCUUCAAAGAUGCAGCGUAAACAAUCAUAUGUCCCCAGAGAGCUGA